Molecule: messenger RNA, 7671 nt
Organism: Xyrichtys novacula (pearly razorfish)
Lineage: Eukaryota; Metazoa; Chordata; Actinopteri; Labriformes; Labridae
Source: the annotation of a GenBank genome assembly
AGCCUACGCAGAAGCUGGCUACGCCCCUGCAGAGCAGUGGUGUGUGAGCCCCGCUCCUCCAGCGGUACUGUACCGUGUAUGGCCUACUGCAGCUGCAGCUACAACUCGUGGAGGCGAGAAUGACAGCGGCGCUUCCCUACACGAAGACAACCUGAGCGUAAGGAAGGAUCUUUUUCAUUUCAACAUUGAUAAAAUACCACAAUGACGGAGCUCUUUGUUGCACGUUUACGGACACGGUUGAUCGUGCCGGUUCUUGCAUUCAUUGCACUGUGGGGAUGCGCGCUUUCCAUCACUCGCUACUCUAUUCCGGAGGAGAUGGAAGAGGGCUCCUUUGUUGCCAAUCUGGCCACAGAUCUGGGUCUGGAUGUUCGCAGUUUGGUGCAGCGCAGCGCGAAACUCGAUGUCAUUCACAGCAAAAAUUACCUUGACAUCAACAAAGAAACGGGGGAGCUGAUAAUCCGCGAGAAGAUAGACCGGGAGAGCAUAUGCAUGACUAAAACCACCUCGUGCUUUCUGAAAAUGGAUGUCAUACUAGAAAACCCCAUUCGUAUUUUUAAUAUCGAAUUAGAAAUCAUGGACAUUAACGACAACGCGCCUCUGUUCCGUAGGAAGACAAUGCAUUUGGACAUUUCUGAGGCAACCCCUCCCGGUGAGAGGUUUUCAUUGACAAACGCGGUGGAUGCGGAUGUGGGGGCGAAUUCAAUCAAAACCUACUAUCUGAGUGAGAGCAAAUACUUUAACAUUGAUAUUCAAACUGGAAGCGAUGGCUCCAAAUAUGUCGAUUUAGUGCUGAGCGGUAAUUUGGAUCGGGAGGAGCAUUCAGUCCAUAAUUUGAUUCUGACCGCUGUGGAUGGAGGGGUUCCUCCCCGCUCAGGCACAGCCAGCAUCGUUAUUAAUGUGUUGGAUAUCAAUGACAACGCCCCCCUGUUCAGUCAGCCGGUUUAUGCAGUGAACGUCUCAGAGAACUCGGCAGCAGGGACAGUGGUCAUGACCUUAAACGCAACAGACUUAGAUGAGGGCACAAACGCCCAGUUAGUGUAUUCAUACACUCUGUACACCUCAGAGAAGACUCAGGAGCUCUUCUCUCUUGAUCCAAACUCAGGAGAGAUCAAGGUGAAGGGGGUGAUUGAUUAUGAAGAGAGUCAGAGUUUUGAGAUGCACAUCCAGGCUCAAGAUAGAGGGGCGAACCCACUUUCUGGACACUGUAAAGUCUUGGUGAAUAUCACAGAUCUGAAUGAUAACUACCCAGAAGUAACCAUCAAGUCUGUGAAAAGUUCCCUGAGGGAGGAUGUCGCUGUAGGAACGCUGAUUGCAGUGAUCAGUGUCAGAGAUAGGGACUCUGGAGGGAACGGGGAGGUCGAGCUCAUUUUGAAUCAAGAGAAAUCUUUACCUUUCCUCCUAAAUAAAUCAUCAGAGGGUUACUUUGAGCUGCUGGUGUCAAAGCCACUGGACAGGGAGUUAAUCAGCAAGUAUGACAUCACUUUAAGGGUGACAGACAAAGGCUCGCCACCCUUAUCCGAAAACGAAACCAUCUCCUUGGAGAUCCUAGACAUCAAUGAUAAUGCACCGAUGUUCCCCCAGUCCUUCUAUACUAUCCAUGUGGUUGAGAAUAAUCUACCAGGGGCAUUACUGACAUCUCUGAGUGCACAUGACCCAGAUCUCAAUGAGAACCAGUACUUGGUUUACUUCAUCAUGGAGAAAGAAAUUGUUAACACAUCCAUGUCAAUGCUGUUCUCCAUCAACCCUGAGAACGGCGACCUCUAUGCCCUGAAGACCUUCGACUAUGAGAGAGAGAGGGAGUUCCUCUUCCACAUCGAGGCGAGAGACUCUGGAGUUCCCCCCCUGAGCAGCAAUGUGACAGUUCACAUCAUUAUUCUGGACCAAAAUGACAACACUCCCCUCAUCGUGUCCCCUUGGCGAGCGCAGGGCUCUGUUGUGGAAGAGGUGAUACCCAGGUCGACGGAUAAGGGGCACCUGGUCGCCAAAGUGAUCGCGAUUGAUGCAGAUUCAGAGCAGAACUCUAGAGUCACGUAUCAGCUCCUACAGAUCACCGAUUCCACCCUCUUCAGCUUGGAUCAGUACAACGGAGAAAUACGGACAACCAGGAUGUUCAGCUACAGAGACCCAAGAGUACAGCGGCUGGUGAUUGUGGCCAAAGACAACGGUCAACCCUCUCUCUCGGCCACCGUCACCAUCAAGAUAUCAACAGUAGAGCAUGUCUUAUCCUUCUCAGAAACCACAGAGUUGCCCAUUGAGUAUGACUACUUCACAGACCUCAACCUGUACCUGGUGAUCGGUUUGGGGGCUGUGUCGUUUCUUCUGCUGAUAACCAUCCUGGUGAUCAUCGUGCUGAAGUGUCAGAAACCAAAACCAAAGGCCAUCAAGAUCCCUCCAGCCAACAGGAACAGCGUCAUCAGCAGAAACAGCAUGAUCAGCCAGAGGAGCUCCACCAUCGCAGAUUCCACCUUGAUCUCCAGCGAUGCCUACUGGUACAGUUUGUUCCUCGCAGAGACCAGGAAGGGCAAGGUGGUGGUGAGACAGCCUAUCAUCCCCAAAGGAGCUGGGUACUUUGUGUCCAGUAUACCCAGGAGCAUAGGGCCAAGUGAGACCACAGACUCCAGAGCAUCUACGCUGGAGGUACGUAUGUAUGAGGUGGUAGCUGCUGAUAAGAGUGACGAAAGACAACACAUUUUUUUUUUUUUUUUUUUUUUUGGGGGGGGGGGGGGAGCUGUUAAGGGAUAAGACAGAGUGUUUUCAGGGGCUAAUGUUACGAUCAAAAGGUCCUUUCAUGUUAUGAGGAAACCCCCCCUCGAAGGUUUAUAAAUCUUUGUUGUAUUAUGUCUAUAGUGCUCUGAAAUCCGAGUAUGUCAAAAAUGCAAAAGACUAAUUUCUUUAAGUUGAGUCUGAAGCCCUUAAAAUUCUCUCCUGUUUUUCAGAUAUACACAUCUUAUAGGUAUAUUAGAAUAAGAGUCGCUCAAGGGUGGUGUAGUUGUAGGUCUUCAGCAGAUACUUACAGUAGCCCCGAAGGUCAACUUUUAAAAUAUUUCACAACCUCAAAAACUAUGACUAAACAGCAAAACACAUCACACUGCACUCAAAAAUAUUUUAUCAAACAUGAAAAAAAUCAUUAAAACACACAAAUAAAUUCCAUCCAUGCAUGAAAAUUAAAAAUAUUUAACAGAAUGCAAAAAAAUUUUGCAAAAUUUAUGAAUAUUCUCUGAGAAAAAAAUCAGCCCAACAACUCAGGGUGUCAUGUAAUAUUUUAAAAACUUGUAAAAACCUUUUUUGGGCUGGUUAAAUUUUUUUGCAUCUGGUCAAAUGUUUUGCCAUCCAGUGAAAUGUUUUUGCACUUAUGAAAUGUUUGUUUUGUUGACCUUCAGGGUCAGUUCAGAUACCUCAGUGUGCACAUUUUAAAUUCUUCUCUGGUUGAUCUGUACAAAAGAAAAAAACCUUAAAAACUUGCAAAUUUAAAAGUAAGCUAGCUGUGAUUUUUGCAUUUGUCCCCUUUUUAAGAUCCAUCCUAUCAUACUUCCACAGAUUGAUGCAUCAUGACAUGGUAAUGAUGAAAUUCAUCAUUGGUGUAUUACUUGAGUGAACUUCCUGCACUUCUAUUGCAUAAUUAGGCCAAACAAAUACCCCCAAACUGGAAAUGUGCCAGUAUUUCAUAUCUUAUGUCGUAUGUAGGUCAUUUAUUGCAGAUGCAUAACGCACAAUCAGAGCAUAACUAGUGGGCGUAAGAAGAAGGGGGGGAUACUUCAAAGAGGCGCAGACAUGGGGGGAGGAGGAGAGGGGAGGGGAGGGGAGUAGAGGAGGGGGUUCUCUUCAAGGACAAGAGAUAUAUGGCUGUGCUGAGUGUGAUACAUCAUGCUGGGGGUCGGCACUAAGCAGACUGUAAUCAAUGCAGAACGGCUGAAAGUGAUCCAGAUGUUGUUUGCUUUUGUGCAUCUGGACCUGCAGACUAAACUGAAACAAGUGAUCCCCUGAAAGAUUAAACACGAGUAUGCAUUGAUGCACAGGUGCAUGAAGAGAAAGAUCUGCCUAUGAUGUGUUUGUAAGUGUGUCUGAAUUUCACACGUACCUCUGAACUUGUCUCUUUUUUCUGUUCUUAAGUACUCAAAAUGAAAGGAAGUCCAUUCUACAACUGGAGGUAUGCUGGUUGCUAACUACAUUCUGUAGAGCCACUAUAAUUUAUAGACAUUUUUAUCCUUUUCUAUUUGGUAUACACUAUUGGUUUGGCUCAAAACUACUGCUUUGAUAACUGUCACAGUUUCAGUGUUGGGGUUUUCUAUUGGUCUUCUCCUGAUUAAAUAGAGCACAAUCAAAUAUUUUCCAUUCGUCCUGGGUCAGCCUCACAAAUACAAUACUCUUGUUUUCCGGUGCAAUGCUGUUGUGAGCGCUCAAAUAUAAAUUGGCCAGUCUUUCAAGUGAGAAAACCUAUCAGCUUCCUGAGAGCUGAGAUUAGAAUAAAAAUUGGCUGUCGGUCAAGCUUGUGUUGUGCACAUCUGGCCGGCUUGGCGGUGAUUCAGGGCAGAGUGAUGGCACAGACCGGAAAAAGAGGAUUAGGGAAUGAAUUGUCCCAAAUCGGUUCUCAGCGUGUAACAUACCUGAGAGCAGAGACUGAGUCAACUAUCUCCACAUCCUUGCACAUGAACUCUGUUUGGGCAUGUUGAAAUUUGUCCUGAAAUAAUACAUAGAACCUCUUCUUUUUUAAUAUCGGCCCACCAAAUACCAAAUAGCCCUCUGUGAUGCCUGCUUGUGCAUGCUUUAACUACCCUUGAUGCUUCCCUAUUUGAGUUAAAACCUCUGUUAUAUUUUGCGUUAGCUGUGUUUCUCUAGUUUCUGUGAAUGAUUUGGUGAAAAUUCAGAACUGCUGACAACUUUUAUUUGACAAAAAUACAAAAAAUGCUCCUCUAAGUGUCCCUGAAACCCAAUGACAUGGUGGCAGUAACCAGUCACGAUCCACUGUUGCAUGAGUGAGGACUUUCUAUAUCCAGGUCGCCCUUCUGUUUCGGCUAAUUCCAUAUUCUGCCCCCCUGCAGGGACCAAGAAGAGAACUGCCAUGAUAUAAUCAUCUCUUCAUGGGAGUCUCUGGAUGAAGUGUUUUUCCCUGUGACUCACAAAAGAAGAUGUAAAACGACUCUCCUCCCUCAGUUCCCCUGCUCCUUUCAUCCUCCGUACAAACAUCGACCAGGAAUCACCUCAGCUUUCUGCCUUCUUUUCUCUUUAAAGCAUGAAUCUGCAUGAUUCUACAUCAUAUUUGGACAUAGAAUAACAAAUCAUUUAUGGCAGGAUAUUUGGACAUUCCUCUAGAGUUGCCUCAUGUAUUAAAUGAUCCUCUCUUUAAUGCUUUGAAUCAUCUUAAAGGACAAAUCUGCCUUUUCUCCAGGGUUUACACGGUGUGCUGUAGUUCUAGAAAUCAUCAGUAGCUCAAGAUAAGUAAGUCAUGCAAUGUUUCUUAAGCAAAAGUUCAAGACACGCCUAUUGAAAAAUUGUCACAUGAAUCAGGGUGAAUAAGAUUCUUCCAUAACUCUGAUAAAUACUGAGCUGUAGCUGGUUCUGUCACCGAUUCAGGCUUUGCACUUGGUGUUUUUUUCCUCUUGGAAUAAUAAUUUUUACUCUCUACUGUUACUCGCUGAUGAAAAAACCAAUGAUCUGAUUUAAUAUUCUCUUUUUUUAUAAUGUUUGUUGUACUCAGCGGUGAUGAAUGUGUGAAAAACAUAAAAAAAAGAAUGAAAGAAAAGCGUAAAACAAAAAAAACAGGAGAUACAUUGUUCCUCUUUUUAGUUGAUUGUAGAUACUGUAGUUCGAUAACAACGAUUAAGAAGUCAGAAAAGCAAAAAGACUUUUGACACCUUGGCUUAUAUCAGGUUUUAUCUUUUAGACAUCUGUGCUCUUACAAAGCAUCUGAAUGGGCAGGCAGCUUUCUGGCUGCAUUGGGGAGGCACAAAUUACACAGCAAUAUGAAAUUAUCUGGAACAUGAUCAUGUUGAAAAUGUAGUCCAUCAGCUUUUUUCAGCCUGUCUCCUCUUACAGGGGGGAGGUGUGUUUCUAGAUCAAAUCUUUAUUCAGAGGCAAGCGCACAUCACCGAUUGGAGCAGGUCUAGCGUGGGCUUCGAGUAAAUCAUUGAAACUUAAUGAAGAUAUUUUUCAAAAUCAGGUACAAAUUUAAGUUUCUCUUAAUUUGCAACAAGAAUAUCUUGUUAUAUUUAUAAGCUAUUAACUUUACAAGCUAAUCCUGACUGACGUUUUACCAUCGAUUCUUAUUUGAUCAACGCACUCAGUGCAAAUCUUGUUAAUCAGUUAAGAAAAAAAAAACACUUAAAAUGGAAAUUUUAAAAAUAUUUUGUAAUGAUAAAUAUUCUGUUUAUUGAAAAGAAUAAGACUAUUAAAAUGAAUUUAUCUUUGCCACGGUAUAAGGAAAUAUAAGGCCCAGGCAAGGUGGUGUUUUAUGAAACUUCAUGUUUUUAUAGAUAUCUUCUGUAUUAACUUCUUAUGCUGCUUCUGUGAGCUUCUCUAAGGGCAUUUUGUGUUGCAUAUUUGUAGUUUGGUGUGUAUGAUGUUGUUUUGAUAGUGUACAUAAGUCAAAAAUAGAAACAGAGUACUUUUCAUGACCUCAGAGGUAGCACUGAAGUGCUGCUGUGAAGCCCAGGACUUUUAAUUUUCUCUGAAACAAGGAGCUUAUUAGGACUGCUCACUAGGGUGCUAAAUGAUCAAAUGUAAUUGGGUGAGGUACGGAGUUUGGACAGUGAGAAGGAGAACAUGGUGUUAAUUAUAGUUUUGGUAUUUUGGUGCUGACUUUGCAGUAUAAAAGAAAUACAUAGACAGUGCUUAGCGAGUAUUACGCCGAUGAUAGCACUUUGAAAAAUAUGCACUGGAUCUAAACACGAGCGCUGCGCCCGCUCAGUAUUGCAGCCAGAGAGAAUAUUUCUACUUGUAUCGAGCUACAUAAUCUGAGUCAGGGAAAUCAAACCUCUCGUAUCCUCUCUUGCUGUUGCCGGGUGACACGACAUAAACACAGUCUGUUGGUUAGACUGAAGAUGUCACUUUGUGUGCAAUCAACGUCUGAACCCACCAAUUCCAACAAAGAAUUUAUAAAAAUUGCACAUAUAAUGAGCUCCUUGCGUGCCUUCUGCAUUGUAAAAGAUGUUUGCGACUGUUUAUGAAUGAAGUAAAGGCAUGUGACACAGUAUUACAAAUUACAGUUACCCCAAUGUUUAAACACCUUGAAUUGCUAAAGAGUUGUUAUUAGGAGCUCAGCCUUUUGGUCUCAGAGCAGAAGAACCAUUCGAUGCUUUUACUGUAAAUCAAACUGCUUUAUACUUUGUGUUUUUUAUACCGUAGACUUUUUUGAUAUCAUCUGUAUUCACUGUGAUCAGAUGGCACAGGAGGUGCUUGUGCUCAGCAUCGUAAAAAGUGUGUUUUCUCUCAUUUGUGUACACGGCUCAGUUUUUUCCUCAGCUCAUUUGCCAGUCAGAUUGUACAGUAUGCCUCCAGAGUUGCAUCAAAACCGUAAUCCAGUUUCAUCCCACUUAGUGGAUCAAAGACAGUAUGGGAGAGAAUGGUCUUGCUAUUUUUUUUAAAGUCUAGUUAAUUGUCGGAUUUUGAUGUUGCUUAUUUGGCUUCAAUGUUCUGCCUGAUCAUACUAGUUUGAAUAAAGCUUUUUAAUCUGUG